GUUGCGCAGGGCGCCUGAAGCCCUUGUUCUUUCUCCGGCCAUCCGCGGCCACCGCCCAGCCGGUAGCUACAGGGUCUGAUGCAAAGUGCCUUGUCAUUGGGAAAGCUGGUGGCUGGGACGUUGAAUUCCAUGAAGGAGUAGGACUGCGAGGGUGGGAAAUGAACAGAAGCCCCUAUUCUCGCAAUGCACUCGGACUAGCCCACUGACUAGCCCGGUGAGGAAGUCGGAGGCGGGGUCCUCGCCUAGCCCACUAGGGCCGCCUGGAGUAGCCUGUUCCUCUUCAGGACAGCACCUGGGAGCCGGCAGCCAGCGCGGCAGGUCGACUUUGCUCCUGAGGGGACCCUCCGCCUGCGCCUUGGCCCUGCCCCUCCUGUUUCGUGAUGCUGCGAGUCUUCAUCCUCUUCGCGGAGAAUGUCCACACCCCGGACUCCGACAUCAGCGACGCCUACUGCUCCGCUGUGUUUGCAGGGGUGAAGAAGAGAACCAAAGUCAUCAAGAACAGCGUGAACCCCGUGUGGAAUGAGGGCUUUGAGUGGGACCUCAAAGGUAUCCCUCUAGACCAGGGCUCAGAACUUCAUGUGGUGGUCAAGGACCAUGAGACGAUGGGGAGAAACAGGUUCCUGGGGGAAGCCAAGAUCCCACUCCAGGAGGUCCUUGCCACUCCCAGCCUGUCUGCCAGCUUCAACGCACCUCUGCUGGACACCAAGCAGCAACCCACAGGGGCCUCCCUGGUCCUGCAGGUGUCCUACACGCCACCCCCAGGAGCUGUGCCCUUGUUUCCGCCACCUGCUUCUCUGGCACCCUCUCCAACACUGCCUGACAUGGACAUGGUGGCUGGUGGGGGACAGAGCCGGGCUGAAACUUGGUCCCUGCUCAGUGACAGCACCAUGGACACAAGAUACUCUGGGAAGAAGUGGCCGGCCCCCACGGACACAGGAGGGGAGGAAGACACUGAGGACCAGGGGCUGACUGGAGAUGAAGCUGAGCCAUUCCUGGAUCAGAGUGGUGCUGUGGGCCCAGGGGGACCAACCACACCCAAGAAGCUACCUUCCCACCCUCCUCCCCACCAUCCAGGGGGUAAAAGAAAAAGAAGCUCAGCCCCACCUAGAAAGCUGCUGUCGGACAAGCCACAGGACUUCCAGAUCAGAGUCCAGGUGAUAGAGGGGCGUCAGCUGCCUGGUGUGAACAUCAAGCCUGUGGUCAAAGUCACAGCUGCUGGCCAGACCAAGCGGACUCGCAUCCAGAAGGGAAACAGCCCACUCUUCAAUGAGACUCUUUUCUUCAACGUGUUCGACUCUCCCUCGGAGCUGUUUGAUGAGCCCAUCUUCAUCACGGUGGUGGAUUCACGCUCCCUUAGGACAGAUGCCCUCCUUGGCGAGUUCCGGAUGGAUGUGGGCACCGUGUACAGAGAACCCCGACAUGCUUAUCUCCGCAAGUGGCUGCUGCUCUCCGACCCAGAUGACUUCUCUGCAGGGGCCAAAGGCUACCUCAAAGCCAGCCUGUGUGUGUUAGGGCCUGGAGACGAAGCUCCUCUGGACAGGAAGGACCCUUCUGAAGACAAGGAGGACAUUGAAGGCAACCUGCUUAGGCCCACUGGCGUUGCCCUUCGUGGAGCCCACUUCUGUCUGAAACUCUUCCGGGCUGAGGACUUACCACAGAUGGAUGAUGCCGUGAUGGACAACGUCAAGCAGAUCUUUGGCUUUGACAGCAACAAGAAGAACUUGGUGGAUCCCUUUGUGGAAGUCAGCUUUGCUGGGAAAAUGCUCUGCAGCAAGAUCCUGGAGAAGACAGCCAACCCUCAGUGGAACCAGAACAUCACAUUGCCUGCGAUGUUUCCCUCUAUGUGUGAAAAAAUGAGGAUUCGUGUCAUGGACUGGGACCGCCUCACUCACAAUGACACCGUGGCUACCACCUACCUGGGUAUGUCGAAAAUCUCUGCCCCUGGAGGAGAAAUAGAAGUGGAUGACAACUUGGGUUUCCUCCCCACCUUCGGGCCCUGCUAUGUGAACCUCUAUGGCAGUCCCCGGGAGUUCACGGGUUUCCCAGACCCUUAUGCGGAGCUCAACACAGGAAAGGGAGAAGGUGUGGCUUACCGAGGUCGGCUCCUGCUGUCGCUAGAGACCAAACUGGUGGAGCACAGUGAGCAGAAGGUGGAAGACCUUGCUGCUGAUGAUAUCCUGCGUGUGGAGAAGUACCUCCGGAGGCGCAAAUACUCCCUCUUUGCUGCCUUCUACUCGGCCACAAUGCUGCAGGAUGUGGAUGAUGCCAUCCAGUUCGAGGUCAGCAUUGGGAACUAUGGAAACAAAUUCGACACCACUUGCCUGCCACUGGCCUCUACCACCCAGUACAGCCGGGCAGUCUUUGAUGGGUGCCACUACUAUUACUUGCCUUGGGGCAAUGUGAAGCCAGUGGUAGUCCUGUCCUCAUACUGGGAAGACAUCAGCCAUCGAAUUGAGACGCAAAACCAGCUCCUCAGGAUUGCUGACCGGCUGGAAGCUAACUUGGAGCAGGUCCACCUGGCUCUGAAGGCACAGUGCUCCUCUGAGGACAUGGACGCCCUGGUGGCUCAGCUGACAGACGAGCUUCUUGCAGACUGCAGCCAGCCCCUGUGUGACACCCAUGAAAUACCUUCUGCCACCCACCUUGAUCAAUAUCUGUUUCGGCUACGUGGCCGUCACCUGAGCCAGAUCAAAGAAGCUGCCCUGGCCUUGAAGCUCGGCCACAGUGAGCUCCCCACUGCCCUGGAGCAGGCUGAGGACUGGCUUCUGCGUCUCCGUGCCCUGGCUGAGGAGCCCCAGAACAGCCUGCCAGAUAUCAUCAUCUGGAUGCUGCAGGGUGAUAAGCGCGUGGCUUACCAACGGGUGCCCACUCAUGAAGUCCUCUUCUCCCGCCGGGGCCCCAGCUACUGCGGCAGGAACUGUGGAAAGCUCCAGACCAUCUUUCUGAAAUAUCCCAUGGAGGGCGUGCCUAGGACCCGGAUGCCUGUGCAGAUCCGGGUCAAACUUUGGUUCGGGCUCUCUGUGGAUGAGAAAGAAUUCAAUCAGUUUGCUGAGGGGAAACUCUCUGUCUUUGCUGAAACGUAUGAGAACCAGACGAAGCUGGCGCUGGUUGGGAACUGGGGCACAACAGGCCUCACCUACCCCAAGUUUUCUGACGUCACAGGCAAGAUCAAGCUGCCAAAGGAUAGUUUCCGUCCUUCCGCUGGUUGGGCCUGGGCAGGGGACUGGUUCGUGUGUCCAGAGAAGACCCUGCUCCAUGAUGCUGAUGCCGGUCACCUGAGCUUUGUGGAGGAGGUUUUUGAGAACCAGACCCGGCUACCUGGAGGCCAGUGGAUUUAUAUGAGCGAUAAUUACACUGAUGUGAAUGGGGAGAAGGUGCUUCCAAAGGAUGAUACUGAGUGCCCACUGGGCUGGAAGUGGGAAGAUGAAGAAUGGUCCACAGACCUCAAUCGGGCUGUUGAUGAACAAGGCUGGGAGUACAGUAUCACCAUCCCCCCAGACCGAAAGCCAAAACACUGGGUCCCCGCUGAGAAGAUGUAUUACACUCACAGACGUCGGCGCUGGGUCCGACUGCGCAGGAGGGACCUCAGCCAGAUGGAGGCACUGAAGAGGCACAGGCAGGCAGAGGCUGAGGGUGAGGGCUGGGAAUACGCCUCUCUCUUUGGCUGGAAGUUCCACCUGGAGUACCGCAAGACAGAUGCCUUCCGCCGCCGCCGCUGGCGCCGCCGCAUGGAGCCACUGGAAAAGACCGGACCUGCAGCUGUGUUUGCCCUCGAGGGGGCCCUGGGCGGCAUGGUGGAUGACCGGAGUGAAGAUUCCAUGUCCGUUUCUACCCUGAGCUUUGGCGUUAACAGACCCACGAUCUCCUGCAUCUUUGACUAUGGGAAUCGCUACCAUCUGCGUUGCUAUCUGUACCAGGCCCGAGACCUGCCAGCCAUGGACAAAGACUCCUUCUCAGAUCCCUAUGCCAUCGUCUCCUUCCUGCACCAGAGCCAGAAGACGGUGGUGGAGAAGAACACCUUGAACCCCACCUGGGAUCAAACCCUCAUCUUCUAUGAGAUCGAGAUCUUUGGUGAGCCAGCCAGUGUUGCCGAGUAUCCGCCCAGCAUUGUGGUGGAGCUGUAUGACCACGACACCUACGGUGCUGACGAAUUCAUGGGCCGCUGUAUCUGUCAGCCCAGCCUGGAACGGAUGCCCCGACUGGCCUGGUUCCCGUUGACCAGAGGCAGCCAGCCUGCGGGCGAGCUGCUGGCAGCGUUCGAGCUGAUCCAGAGAGAGAAGCCAGCAAUCCAUCAUAUUCCUGGCUUUGAGAUGCACGAAACGUCAAGUAUACUGGAUGAGACAGAGGACACAGACUUACCUUACCCACCACCCCAGAGGGAGACCAACAUAUACAUGGUCCCCCAGAACAUCAAGCCAGCUCUCCAGCGCACAGCCAUCGAGAUCCUGGCCUGGGGCUUGAGGAACAUGAAGAGCUAUCAGAUGGCCAGCAUCUCUUCCCCUAGCCUCGUGGUGGAGUGUGGUGGCCAGACAGUGCAGUCCUGUGUCAUCAGAAACCUUCGGAAGAACCCUAACUUUGAUGUCUGCACCCUGUUCAUGGAAGUGAUGUUGCCCCGAGAGGACCUUUACUGUCCCCCAAUUGUGGUCAAGGUCAUUGAUAACCGCCAGUUUGGCCGCCGGCCAGUAGUGGGCCAAUGCACCAUUCGCUCCCUGGAGAAAUUCCUGUGUGACCCUUACUCGGCAGAAAGUCCCUCCCCACGGGGAGGCCCAGAUGACGUGAGCUUGCUCAGCCCCGGGGAAGACGUGCUCAUUGACAUCGAUGACAAGGAGCCUCUUAUCCCUGUCCAGCUCACAGAUGGGUUGUCAAGCUUGACCCCAACUAACCUGAGGUCUUCUCCGUCCAGCCCUCAUGAGGAGGAGUUCAUUGACUGGUGGAGCAAAUUUUUUGCCUCUAUCGGGGAGAGCGAAAAGUGCGGCUCCUACCUGGAGAAGGAUUUUGACACACUGAAGGUCUAUGAUACACAGUUGGAGAAUGUGGAGGCUUUUGAGGGCCUGUCAGACUUUUGUAAUACCUUCAAGCUCUACCGAGGCAAGACUCAAGAGGAAACAGAUGAUCCGUCUGUCAUCGGAGAAUUUAAGGGUCUCUUCAAAAUUUAUCCCCUCCCAGAAGAUCCAUCUAUUCCCCUACCCCCAAGGCAAUUCCACCAGCUGGCUGCUCAGGGUCCCCAGGAAUGCUUGGUCCGUAUUUACAUCGUUCGAGCAUUUGGCUUACAACCCAAGGACCCCAACGGCAAGUGUGACCCAUACAUCAAGAUCUCCAUAGGGAAGAAAUCAGUGAGUGACCAGGAUAACUACAUCCCUUGCACCCUGGAGCCUGUAUUUGGAAAGAUGUUUGAGCUCACCUGCACCCUGCCUCUAGAGAAGGACCUGAAGAUCACACUCUACGACUAUGACCUCCUCUCCAAGGAUGAGAAGAUUGGAGAGACGGUCAUUGACCUGGAGAACAGGCUGCUGUCCAAGUUUGGAGCUCGCUGUGGGCUCCCACAGACCUACUGUGUCUCUGGACCAAACCAGUGGAGAGACCAGCUCCGCCCCUCCCAGCUCCUCCAGCUCUUCUGCCAACAGCACAGGGUCAAGGCCCCUGUGUACCGGACAGACCGAGUGACAUUUCAGGAUAAGGAAUACACCAUUGAGGAGAUCGAGGCUGGUAGACUCCCGAACCCACACCUAGGCCCAGUGGAGGAACGCCUCGCUCUGCAUGUCCUUCAGCAACAAGGUCUGGUCCCUGAGCACGUGGAGUCACGGCCUCUUUACAGUCCUCUGCAGCCAGACAUUGAGCAGGGGAAGUUGCAGAUGUGGAUUGACCUAUUUCCAAAGGUACUGGGCCGGCCUGGACCUCCUUUCAACAUCACUCCACGGAGAGCUAGAAGGUUUUUCUUGCGUUGUAUUAUUUGGAACACGAAAGAUGUGAUCUUGGAUGACCUCAGCCUCACAGGGGAGAAGAUGAGUGACAUCUAUGUGAAAGGCUGGAUGGUGGGAUUUGAAGAGCACAAACAGAAGACAGAUGUGCACUACCGCUCCCUUGGUGGCGAGGGCAACUUCAACUGGAGGUUCGUGUUUCCUUUCGACUAUCUGCCCGCUGAGCAAGUCUGCGCUGUUGCCAAGAAGGAUGCCUUCUGGAGACUUGACAAGACAGAGAGCAAGAUCCCAGCUCGCGUGGUCUUCCAGAUUUGGGACAAUGACAAGUUCUCCUUUGAUGACUUUCUGGGCUCCCUGCAGCUGGAUCUCAACCACAUGCCCAAGCCAGCCAAGACAGCUGAGAAGUGCUCCUUGGACCAGCUGGAUGACACCUUCCACCCUGAAUGGUUUGUGUCCCUUUUUGAGCAGAAGACAGUGAAAGGAUGGUGGCCUUGUGUGACAGAGGAGGGCGAGAAGAAGAUGCUGGCGGGCAAGCUGGAAAUGACCUUGGAGAUCGUUGCAGAGAGUGAACAUGAAGAACGGCCCGCUGGCCAGGGUCGGGAUGAGCCCAACAUGAAUCCGAAGCUAGAAGAUCCAAGGCGCCCCGACACCUCUUUCCUGUGGUUUACCUCCCCAUACAAGACCAUGAAGUUCAUCUUGUGGAGACGCUUCCGGUGUGCCAUCAUCCUCUUCAUCAUCCUCUUCAUCCUCCUGCUCUUCCUGGGCAUCUUUGUCUACGCCUUCCCGAAUUAUGCUGCCAUGAAGCUUGUGAAGCCCUUCAGCUGAAGAUGUCUACUCUGGAGAAGGGCUGCUUCCUGGCCCAGGACUGGCUGCUCCUCCAUUCCUCUGGGGCCCGGUGGUCUUGCACAUACGCACUGAGUUCUUGGGAUGACCCUAUUUCCUUCAUCCUUUUCUCCCCCAACCCAGCUCUGUUUUGGAUGAACUCUUGCCGAUCUCAGUAUAAAGCAGACAG
Messenger RNA from Microtus oregoni (creeping vole), 6930 nucleotides. RefSeq names its product dysferlin (gene Dysf). Gene Ontology annotation, biological process: plasma membrane repair; T-tubule organization; macrophage activation involved in immune response. Lineage: Eukaryota; Metazoa; Chordata; Mammalia; Rodentia; Cricetidae. The record is from RefSeq and is a predicted model, not a curated record. The transcript has 56 exons. Bases 381 to 6743 code for a protein of 2120 amino acids. Gene Ontology annotation, cellular component: cytoplasmic vesicle; T-tubule; membrane. Gene Ontology annotation, molecular function: calcium-dependent phospholipid binding; calcium ion binding.